Messenger RNA from Phytophthora sojae, 339 nucleotides. RefSeq lists its product as hypothetical. The transcript has a single exon. Lineage: Eukaryota; Oomycota; Peronosporomycetes; Peronosporales; Peronosporaceae. The coding region runs from base 1 to 339 and encodes 112 amino acids. The record is from RefSeq and is a predicted model, not a curated record.
AUGGCAAUAUGGAUGCCAAGUGCGGAGGCAACACACUCGACGUCCCAAGAAUUUGUGCACUCUCUUGCUAUCGAUCCAAGGUAUGGCGGCGCUCUCAAGGCGUACCAGGAAGUCGCCUACCGUCUAAAAGACGACCCCAAAGUACGAGAACUAGCUGAUAUACUGAGAGAUAUCCCCACUCAUGAGCGAUCGACGCCCUUUCCUGUGCUGGAGAGCUCCUCUGGCACGGGUAAGACGCAGAUGGCGUUCAACUUGCAAGCCGCGGACCUGGAGAUCUGGGGACGCAAGACGUGUACGCAGCCUACGAAAAACGAUCGAGGGCUUUCCGACUAUGCGUGA